Molecule: messenger RNA, 1278 nt
Organism: Salmo salar (Atlantic salmon)
Lineage: Eukaryota; Metazoa; Chordata; Actinopteri; Salmoniformes; Salmonidae
Product: CD209 antigen-like protein A
Cellular component (GO): plasma membrane
Molecular function (GO): transmembrane signaling receptor activity
Source: RefSeq, a predicted model, not a curated record
GUUUUACUUUUGGUUCUCUUUUCUUGACAGUUUUCCGGAAAUGUCAGUCAAAAAAUGGGAUGGUGAACGGACAGAUACAGUUUUAAAACACUGUAUAGACUCAGUAUAACCUUUACCAACUGACACCAUUGAGGAGGAACUGAAAAGUACUGAUGUUAUGGAGAAAAUGUAUGCUAAUGUUAGUGCUGAAACCGUAAAGGUUCUUCAUGACCCCAAUAUUGAGACCCAGGACGUCACCUCCAGUGGUAUGGCAGGAAGGCAACAAUUUGCAAAGAGUAACCACCUCAAAGGUGCUGUAGUGUGUCUGGGGCUGCUGUGUGCUCUUUUACUGGCUGGGAUCACAGGCCUUUGUGUCGACUACAACAGAGUGGCAGGUGACUUUGAGGAGGAGCAGACUAAGCUAUUGACAGAGACAGACCAGCUAAAGGGGGAGAUAGAUAACCUUCAAAAGAAAUUAUUGUUUAUGGAGCAUCAUUUCAAAAUGGGAUGGCGUCAUUUUGGAUCCAGUUUUUACCUCUUCUCCACUGUGGAGAAGACUUGGGAGCAGAGCAAACAGGACUGUGUAAGGAGUGGAGCAGACCUGGUGAUCAUAGACAGCAGAGAGGAACAGAAUUUUAUCAAUGGAUUCAAUGGGAUGUUCUGGAUUGGUCUGUCUGACAUAGAGACAGAGGGGUCAUGGAAAUGGGUGGAUGGAACACCACUGACCAUAGAGUACUGGAAGAGGGGAGAGCCUAACAGUUUUGGCGGUGAAGAGGACUGUGCUGAGAGAAUGUUAAUUUAUUCUAACAUAGAGCAGAGCUGGAAUGAUGCACCUUGUGGUCAACUGAAGUUAGGGAUCUGUGAGAAAGUGGCUUAUCCGUAACUCAAACGGCAUAUAUAACUGCAUUCAAACUGCAUUAUUUUAUAGGUUACAUGGACCAUCAAGUAAUAUACUGUAUAUGCUUUUAUUUACAACUCCUGCUUGGACUAUUGCAUCAAAUUAUUAGAUUAUCAUUUCAAUUAUAAUUUUGAUUAAUUAUAUUUCCCCAUUGUUUAAAUAAAUAAAUAAAUAAAUAAAUAAAUAUAUAUAUAUAUAUAUAUAUAUAUAUAUAUAUAUAUAUAUAUAUAUCAAUGCCUAAUUAGCUUAGUACAACUGCUAUUACCCUAUAAUAACCCCAAAAUAUGUUAUUUUAUUUUGUUUUGUUGUCAUUUGAGUCUUUUUAUAUCUUAUACCAAAAGUAUGGAUGUAUGACUCCACUUGUUUCCAGAUUUGUAAAUAAAAGAAGAAUACACACCUAU